UGGACAACUUUAAUUCAAUUCAACUUUAAAAUGAAUUCACUUUCGCUGCUGGCAUCCUUAAAAGGAUUGCUGCUUCUAUGUUCUGCCUGCAGCGCGUUGCGUCAAUGGGACUACGAGCCACUGUCCGUAACCCCGUACACAUCAGAUGAAUCAAAGCUGUUCAUGGAGGCAAAAACGGAACGUAUGGGACGCGAUGGAUACGCUGUAUCAGUAAAACUGGGAAUUCACUAUGACUUUGAUGACACGACAAUGGUAGAGGCAAUGGGCUAUCGGAGCUCAUCGGGCAGUGAGGACGACUACACACCACUUCCCUGGAAAAUAAAUAGUCAAAACUAUCGGACCUUUUUUGAUGACUAUUACGCUGAUAUGCUUUAUAAAAACUUAAACCACUGCUCUGAUCUGCCGCAUCCCGACAACAUUGAUCCCUUUCCCAACGGUGAUUACGAGCUGGAUAAGUGUGUAGUCAAUGGCGAUGGCUUUCCUGAAAUACUUCCUGAGGGUUACUUUAAAGUAGUCUUCAAUGUUAGCGGUGAGGUCGAUUGGGGCUUUGUGAUCAUUGUUAGAGUAUUCAAAAAAACUGAUUUAAUAGGUUGAACGCAUUAGAGGCACAGAAGACACAUUUGUAUCUGAUAUAUUUCAUUGUAUUACUUAAAAUCAAAUAUGUUAACAGAAUUAAUAUUUAACCGAAUAUAUACACCAUAUAUAAAAUUAUAUAAAAUACACAGGCAUAAAA
This is a messenger RNA of Drosophila grimshawi, 733 nucleotides long. RefSeq lists its product as uncharacterized. The record is from RefSeq and is a predicted model, not a curated record. NCBI's taxonomy places the organism in Eukaryota, Metazoa, Arthropoda, Insecta, Diptera, Drosophilidae. Bases 31 to 594 code for a protein of 187 amino acids. The transcript has 3 exons.